Messenger RNA from Adineta ricciae, 1050 nucleotides. The record is from the annotation of a GenBank genome assembly. Lineage: Eukaryota; Metazoa; Rotifera; Eurotatoria; Adinetida; Adinetidae.
AUGGCAGCGACGUCGGGUGUUACAACCAAACUGAACAUAUUGGUACCAGGGGGCAUAGGUUUUAUCGGCAGUCAUUGUGUGAUUGAAUUGGUCAAUGCCGGUUAUGAACCAAUCAUUAUUGAUAAUCUAUCAAACUCCUCAGAAGAGUGUUUGAAGCGAGUUGAAAAGAUUGUUGGCCGUAAAUUAACAUAUUACAUAGUUGACUGUCUGGACUUGGAUAAACUACGAGAUGUUUUCAAAAAGCAUUCGAUCUAUGCCAUAAUUAACUUUGCUGCUUUGAAAGCAGUCGGUGAAUCUGUACAAAAGCCGGUUUUAUACUAUAAAAAUAAUGUCGGUUGUCUAUUCAAUUUACUGACAUGUAUGGAAGAAUUCAAUGUGAAAAAUUUCAUUUUCUCUUCAUCAGCAACUGUUUAUGGUGCACCACAAUAUUUGCCAUUGAACGAGCAACAUCCAUGUAUUGGCGAUGCGAUUACAAAUCCAUAUGGAAAGAGUAAAUACAUCUGUGAACAUAUUCUUAAAGACACAGUUGUCGCACAUCCGGAUUGGAAUGUUAUUCUCCUACGAUAUUUUAAUCCUGUUGGUGCUCAUGAAUCAGGUUUAAUCGGUGAAGAUCCUGUCGGCAAACCGAAUAAUCUCAUGCCUUAUGUUGCACAAGUAGCUGUUGGCCGUUUACCAGUUGUUAGCGUUACUGGUACAGAUUAUGACACACCCGACGGAACAGGUGUACGAGAUUAUAUUCAUGUCGUCGAUCUGGCCACUGGUCAUAUAGCUGCUGUAAAGAAACUCCAAGAUAAUCCGGGUCUCAAAAUCUACAAUCUUGGAACAGGAAAAGGUUAUUCAGUGUUGCAAAUGAUCAAAGCACUGGAAAAGGCUUCAGGAAAAAAAAUUCCAUAUCAAGAGUGUCCUCGACGUGCAGGUGAUCUCGCUUCUGUUUACGCUGAUCCUGCUUUGGCUACUAAAGAGCUUGAAUGGUCGGCAAAACGAGAUCUCGAUGACAUGUGUCGUGAUUUAUGGCGAUGGCAGUCAAAUAAUCCAAAUGGUUUUCAAUAG